GUGGGAGAAGGAAGCUAAACCGUUGACGAGAGGCUAGUUGCCUUUACUUGAUUACAUCUUGAUUUUAUCAAAUUAAUAACACCGUUUAUUAAUUUGUAAAAUAUCUCGGUGAUUAAAAAAACUUUUUGUUAUCGUAAGUAGGUGAAUAGCUUGGAGGAACUGUUGUUGUCACGCCAGAAUCAUCUGAAAUAAGUGAAGACACCCAGUGACUGUCAGACCGCGGAAGAGAAACAAUGCUGGUAUUUGAGCUGCCAACCCACUAAGUUCUCCAGGAGAAGACAUCUGAUGAAAAAUUACUGCAACGUUACAGAUUCCGGUAUGGAAGACAAGGCAAAUGGCUCUGUUGACACCAAAAGCCCAGUGGAGAACGGCCAGCUGCCGGACCCUGCCAACUGGGGGGUCGCUGACGUCGUCAAUUACUUCAAAGCAACAGGAUUUGAGGAGCAAGCCACAGCUUUUCAGGAUCAGGAAAUCGAUGGCAAGUCUCUGCUCCUGAUGACGCGUAACGACGUUCUGACGGGGCUGUCGAUCAAGCUCGGCCCUGCACUGAAAAUCUAUGAGUAUCACGUGAAGCCGCUGCAAACUCAACACCUGAAGAGCAACGCCUCGUAGCACCGCAGGCCGUCCUAAUGACCCGCCUCAAUGACAAUCAUCGUGUCAGGAGACUCCAGGUUAGCUGCCACUUCACAAAGACUCCUCUGGCCACAGUGGCACCUUAACAGGAUUUGAAUGCUGUAUAUUUUUAUAAGCGUGGACCCCAAAAAUGGGUUGCACAUGGAGUCAACUCAGCUGUUUACCCUUUCAGCCAUUCUUAUUUCUGCUGCUUGAGAUAUGUAUUUAAUUUUUUGUGUAUUUUAUUUAAGAGAAGGAAUUUUGGGGUGGAUACUGUGCAGGUAUGAUUUGUGUGUGUGUGUACGUAUGUGUGUGUGUGCAAAGUGAAUUAACCCAUGUUGGUUUAAAAAAAAUAUUUGUAUAUAAGAUGAUAUAUAGUUGAAAACUGUGUAUGUUAUCAUACCUGAACACUUUGAUACAUGCAGAAAAUGAUUCUGGUGCAUCCCGUUUUGCCCUAAAAUCCCUUUUUAUGCUCUAAACUGUGCAGCUGAGUCCAUGAAUCGUCCUUAGCAUGAAACAAUGAAGCGUUUUGUUUUCCAGACACAAUGAGCCAACCGAAAACCUCUUUGUUCCUGCACACCUACAUUGUCUAGGCCCAAGGCUCUUGAUAUGAAAAAUAUUUAUGUGUAUAUAUUCUUAUUAUGUUCCUACCUGUGGUGCUUUCAGCAUUGUCACAAAGACAAC
Molecule: messenger RNA, 1296 nt
Organism: Centropristis striata (black sea bass)
Lineage: Eukaryota; Metazoa; Chordata; Actinopteri; Perciformes; Serranidae
Gene: samd13
Product: sterile alpha motif domain containing 13
Exons: 5
Coding region: 286-612 (108 amino acids)
Molecular function (GO): protein binding
Source: RefSeq, a predicted model, not a curated record